CAUAAUCUAUUACGUAGGACCUUUUAAAAUUUGGCUUUGAUGGUGAAUGUAUUCCUUAUAAAAACUAGGUUAGAGCUAUGCAUGCUGCUGGAACAUGAACCCAUCUUUGAAACAGAGACUAACCAUGAUUCUCUUUCCUGCUGUCCUCUUCUCCUCUACCAAAAGAUAACAGUGGAGAAGUUGCCUGAUCCACCACAGGCGACCACGCUGCUGAAUCGCUACAGUACAGAUCCUCAGUAUCAGCAACUCUUCAUCAAUCUGGAGCCGUACAUAAACAAAUCAGCGGUGUCAGUUCAGGCUCAUUUCUCUCUGCAAUGCACAUACAUCAUCUUUCGGACCUUGGGGCUUCGCCACCUGACAGUUGUUGACCUACAGAACCGAGUUGUUGGGAUAAUAACCAGGAAUGAUCUGAUGUCUUUCCAGCUGGAGGAGAGGCUGGCGUGCCAGCUGGCAUUGCAAAAACGUGACUCAGAUGAGCAGCCCCUAGAUUAGGAAAAGAGAACAGAACUGUUAAUGUUUUGUUUCUUAAGCUGACAAACUUUAUUUUUUUGUUUUUAAUAAGCCUGCAUUCUUCUUAGGUAAAGGAAAAAUGGAUAAGACUGUACUGUUUGAUUCCUUUAGAGCAAGGAAGUUCAAAGGCAUCCUACACAGGCCCUUAAAUGUAUCCUACCACUAGCUCCCUUGAACCAUAGGAUGAUGCCAAAGUUCACUGACAGCAGAUUUGGCAGGGCUCUGGGUUAGAUGGACCAUUGGCCUGACCCAGUAUGGCUGUUCUUAUGUAUGUUCUUAUAUUUUUAAGGCUUGUGAACUAAAUCAGGAAUUUUCUACUCAUCUACCAUGGAAGGCAGAAGUACAAUCAGAUAUGAAGGUUGUGGUUAAAGUGUCCAAAAGCAUCUAUUUUCAAAAGUGACAUAGUCAUUUAGCAGCCUAAUUUUUAGCAGCCUGCUGAUUUUCACUUAGGCGUUGUCAACACUUAAAGUUGUACUGCUAUAACUAUGCUGGCAAAGUUAGAUGCAAAAAUGCCCUAGCACAGAUGAUCUUAUACUGGUAAAACUUAUGCUGGUUUGGCGAAACAAAAUAACCUAUAUCAGUAUAACAGCGUAUCACUAUAACUGUAUCUACUCUAAGGCUUUUACUGACACAUUUAUGUCAGUAAAAAAAUCACACCCCUUAGCUACAUAAUUAUGCCAGUAAAACUUUAAGUGCAGACUAGAGCUCAGGUUCCUAAGUGUCUAACUCACUUUUAAAAAAUAGGACCUAGGCUCCUAACUGACUUAGACGCUUUUAAAAAAUUUACUGUGUGCACCUUUCUUUUUUAUUUUAAAAGCAUGUACUUGUAGGCUGAUUUUAAACACCGCCUACAAGUACAUGCUUUUAAAAUGUACAACCAACUAAAAUGAAUGGAAAUUGGGCAUCCUACUUGUCUGAGAUAUAUUUUAAAAUCUUAGUUUCAAUGAGUAUGCCAGGCAGGCAUAGUCCUGAGACCCUAGGGGGCAAACUGCUAAUGUGGCUCGCAGUGGUGCAAAGUUUGAGUACAUCUGCUCUUGACUACAUUUCCUUUCAUGUUUGCAGCUAUUAGAACAGUUUCGCUUUCUGUUCACCCACCUGGUGUAAUUUAAUAUGUAAUGAGUGUCACACACAGAGGAGAUGAUCACAAUUGCUCUCUGGUUUGGAUGUAGCUGUUGUUUAUAUUUUAGCAUAUUUGGAAACCAGGCACCCAGAAUAUAAUAUACAAGGCCCCAUCCUUUGUGAUUUUUGGUUUCAAACAUUAUAUGCUUCCAUGGAAACUUCAUUAAAUGUUGAUAAAUGAAUAUGACAAAUCUUUUGGAUAAGAGACUGGUAGACUUCCUCUCUGACAUCAUAAUUAAUUGUUAUUUUUGUUCUGCUAAAUAAUAAAGCAUUUCCCAUAAACAUGCUUAUUAAAACCACACUUUUGUCCCAAGGGUCUACCAUGAUUAAUGUUAUAAUGAUUACCAAGAAAAACUAGUAACUGUUUACUGGUUAUAAAAAGUUGCCAGAUUAUCUGAAAGUUAGAUUUCUGGUAUUUGAAUUGUGCAGCUUCUAGCCUCCUAUUAGUCAGAGAUUUAUAGGACUUUCCCCCGAUAUAGUUCUUCACUUAGUAAUUGCAGUUUUUCUAGCACUGCAGAGGGUGCAGAGCGCAUUAAAGUGUCUGAAGUUUACAAGACAAAGGGCAGAGAAUGAAAUGCUAAAGAGCUUGCAGUCCAAAGCCAUAAUUAGGUAUAGGAGAGAUAAUGAACGAGGAAUGUCUUAUCGACCAUCUAGCUGGUAGGCGGUGGGGAACAGGUGGAUUUUUAAUCAUCUCCCUUUCAAACCAGUAAUAUUAUAAUAACUAGUAUAUUGGCUGGGUCACCGUCAUUACUGACAUGUGCUUCACCUACUCCAGGGAUGUGGGGAUGGAGUGUCCUGAGCUUUGUGGAUCACUGAGCAUCAGCAGGACAAUAGAUCUAAUCUAGAGCCCUCUUGUGAAUUCCCCUAAAAAACUGGUGCUAUGAAGCUGGCUUUGAAUCCCACUCCCUCUGGUAACUAAUAACUAAUCCCAUAUCUGGAGCAUGCUUGCUGUAAACUUGUGCUCUUGGUUCAAGGCCCAGUACUCCAGCUGGUAAAUGGGCUCCUUGAUUCCUUGAGUGCAUAAACAAUGCCAUUCCACUAGUACUCAGUCAUUAUGUGCCCACCCAUGUAGUGUAAGUCUCCUUCAUCUUUCCACUAAUUACAUCUCAGGCUGAUUACCUCCAGGAAAACAGUAUCAACUAUGUUCUGUAGUUGUGGUCUACUGAAAUGAACAUAAGGCUUAGAGAGUAAGAUUCAUUGAGUCAAAUCCCAGCACUGCCACUGUCUCAUCACAUGACCUUGAGCAAGUCACUUAAGUUCCUGUGCCUCAGUUACUCCAUCUGAAAAAUGGGGACAUUAAUGGUGAUCCACCUCUGUAAAGGGCUUUGUGCAAUGCAUAUGAAAAGUUCUAUAUAAAAAUAUGAACUAUUAAUUUUAAAUUAUAAUUAUUUAUCUUAUACCAAUGAUAAAGCAGUGCUAAUUUUGCCAUCAUGACAAUGUUUCUUAGGAAACAUUCAUCCAAUUUACCACAUAUCACCUAAAUGCCCUGUUAUGUAUUAUGGGGGUUGCAUUCUCCCACAUGUUACGCCCAAUAUCACCAACAGACGAUGCCUAAAAUGGUAAAAUCAUACAUGAUACAAGGGUAAGAUGUGCAUAUACUACCACAAAUAGAAUUCCUUUCAACAUUUCCCAAGAGACAUGAAGAUGAGGCUCAAAGGAAGAGAGAGAUUGUGGGCCCCACAGUCAAGUGUCCCACUCAGAGACUCUGACAACACUCAUGACACACUAUGUACAAAAUGGUGAAAAGAAAUGGCAUUCUGCAGUCUACUCUUCGUGAUACUUCAUCAACACAUUGGCUCUCAUGAUCCCCACAUCCAACAGGUUUCUAAAGAAUGGAAAUGGCAAACAGACCAGGCUCUUCAGCAAAGUGUGUUUUUUACAAGGGAUGAUGCCAGCUACUCUUCUCUGUUUUUGAGCGCCACUUUACUGAGAGGUGAACCUUUUGGUACUUAGGCAUAAUGAUUUGAGAAACUGAGAUGAAACUGUCUUAUGGUUUUGCAUGAGAUAUGUAUUUAGAUUAUGGAUGUUCACAAUUUGCCAACACAAAUCCCAGUGAAGAAGGGGAAGAAAUCCUCAAGGGAAGGUCCAUUUCAAGUCCUUCACCAUCAUUUUUGGUCUUUGUAUGCAGUCAUACAUCUUCCCACUGACUCCAUUUUUAUGAUGGUUUCCCACCACUUAUUUGUACCCCAGAAUGAAAUCUAUUUUGCAAAUGACAUGGCUUUUGUUUUGUCCAG
Messenger RNA from Caretta caretta (loggerhead turtle), 3863 nucleotides. Its product is annotated as chloride channel protein C-like. Gene Ontology annotation, molecular function: chloride transmembrane transporter activity. The record is from RefSeq and is a predicted model, not a curated record. Gene Ontology annotation, cellular component: intracellular membrane-bounded organelle. Lineage: Eukaryota; Metazoa; Chordata; Testudines; Cheloniidae.